Dermatophagoides farinae (American house dust mite) is the source of this 2283-nucleotide messenger RNA. Its product is annotated as lysosomal cobalamin transporter ABCD4. The record is from RefSeq and is a predicted model, not a curated record. Gene Ontology annotation, biological process: fatty acid beta-oxidation; peroxisome organization; long-chain fatty acid import into peroxisome. Gene Ontology annotation, cellular component: peroxisomal membrane. Gene Ontology annotation, molecular function: ABC-type transporter activity; ATP hydrolysis activity; ATP binding. Lineage: Eukaryota; Metazoa; Arthropoda; Arachnida; Sarcoptiformes; Pyroglyphidae.
CAUUGACAACAACAACAAUUUUUGUAUUUCUAUUCAAUCACACUUCAUGUGUUUGUAUAUGUGUGUGUGUGUGUGUUCAACGGCACUUUUAUUCACUCUAAGUGUAAAUUAAAAAAUUCAAAUUCAAUUAUCGUAUCACGCUAACAGUGUAAACAAUUAAAAAUGUUGCCAAUUUUAUCACAAAAAUGGUCAUUAUUUAUAACGAAAAUAUUUUCAUUACAUAAACCAUCAAUAAUGGCCGGAUUGUUUGGCUUGUUUACAAUUGCCAUCCUUUAUGAAGUUGCCAUUUAUCAUGUUGGUCUUAUUAGUAGUGAUUAUUAUGAAAUAUUGGGCGAAAAAGAUAAACAUCGUUUCAUUAUACAAACAUUACAAUCGAUUGGAUUGAUUAUCGCUAUUUCAUUAUUGAAAAGUUUAAAAGAUUAUCUGGCAUCAUAUCUACAUGUUGAAUGGCGUAAACAAUGUACCAUACAAAUUCAUGAUCAAUAUUUUCAAAAUUUUGCCUAUUUUCGUUUAAAUGUUUUGAAUUAUUCACAUAUAUUAAUGAAUAAUGAUUAUGUUGAUGGUAAACAUCCAUUAGAUAAUGUUGAUCAACGUAUUACACAGGAUGUGGAUCGAAUGUUUCAAAUGCUCAGUAUUAUUGUACCGGAAUUAUUAGUAUGGCCAUUUAUUGUUGUAUUUUAUUGGUAUAAAUCACAGAUAAAAACCGGUUGGCUUGGACCAAUUAGUUGUUUAAUGUUGUUUGUCAUUGGAUCCGGUAUAAAUUUAUUCCUAAUCAAUCGUGUUAGUCAUUAUGUUUAUCAACAAGAACGACGUGAAGGUGAUUUCCGUUUUCAACAUGUUCGUAUUCGAAAUAAUGCCGAAUCAAUAGCAUUCAUUAGUGGUGAAAUGGCCGAACAUCGUAAAUGUUAUUCAUUACUCGAUGCAUUGAUCACUGUUCAAUAUCGAUUGAUAUUUCGUAAAUUUCUUUUGCUAUUUACAACCAAUCUAUCCGACUAUUUUGGAUCAAUACUAUCAUUCAUUGCAAUUGCCGUUCCUUUGUUUGCCGGACAUUAUGAUAAUCUAACUCCACAAGAAUUGAGUAAAUUAAUCAGCGCCAAUGCAUUCGUCACAAUCUAUCUGAUUAAUUGUUUUACACGAUUGAUUGAUUUAUCACAAAAUUUAUCAGUUUUUCUUGGAAAUUAUAAUCGUAUUAUUGAAUUGAAUAAAUGGUUUCUACAACAACAACAACAACAAUCAUCAAACAACAACAGUGGCAACAUAUCAUCGACAGAUGCUCAUCAAACAAAUUCGAAUCUAGUUGUUGUCGAUGGAGAUAGACCAUUAAAAUUUGAUGAUGAUAAUCCUGAAUUUAAUGAUCAAAGUUUUUAUGAAAUGAAAAAUGUUACCAUUCAAACACCGUUACGGCAAACAAUUUUGGAAAAUUUAAAUUUAAUCAUCAAACCACGUGUCAAUCUAAUUAUUACCGGUGCAAGUGGUAUCGGUAAAACAUCCAUAUUACGAUCAUUGAAAGGAAUAUGGCCAAUUAGUUAUGGAUCCAUACAACGUAAUUCUCAAUUGGAUCAAGGAUCAACAGAAGUGAUGUUUUUCACACAUAAACCAUUGCUUACAAGUGGAUCGGUAGCUGAACAAAUAUUAUAUCCAAAAAUCUAUGAACGUCAACAAUGGUUUCAGAAUGAUGGUUUCCGUGAACGUGUUGUUGAUAUAUUAAAAUUUUUAGACCUUGAAGAAUGUGUACUCAAACGUGUCAAUAAUAAUAUACAUGAUGAUUUCAAUGAAAAUUGGCUUGAUCAUCUAUCCAUUGGUGAAGCUCAACGUUUUCAGAUGGCUAGAAUUUUCUUUCAUAGACCAAGAAUUGUGUUUCUAGAUGAAUCGACAACAUCAUUACCCGAAGAUGUUGAAGAGAAAAUUAUCAAUGAACUUGUUCAUCGUUAUUCCAUUACAAUUGUCAGUUGUGGUCAUCGACGUAGCCUUAAACGUUAUCAUCAAAUGGAAUUACGAAUACGUAGCUCAGAGAUAUUUGAACUAAGAGAAUCAUCAAAAUUAUGAUUAUUAGUCCUUUUACACAUAAAUAAUAAUAAUGACCAUGACAUGACGGGUUCAACUAUAGACAUGAUAUUAGUUCCUGAAGCAGGUCUUUUUAGUGAUAAAGAUCGGUUAUUUUUAUUUUUAUAAAUUUUUUUUUACAUUUGUUAAAUUUUUAAACACACAAAACCUUUAUAUAUUUUGUAUUUUGUGAUUUUUUUUCCAUUUUUGUAUACAAUAAAACAACUUACAAUGUAUUAA